Messenger RNA from Gongylonema pulchrum, 396 nucleotides. Lineage: Eukaryota; Metazoa; Nematoda; Chromadorea; Rhabditida; Gongylonematidae. The record is from the annotation of a GenBank genome assembly.
AUGAGCAUCGCGUCACGUGCACAGCUGCGAUACACGCAGCUGAGUGACACGCAUGACGUGAAGGGUGGGAGAGUGGAAGGACGCGACUUGUCGAUUGUUGCGGAGCAGAAAAGGGAACACAUGGAAAUGAUCGUUGUCGCGCAAAACGACAGCAGCAGCAGCAACAGCAGCAGCAGAAGCAGCAGCCACUCAGCGGCCGGAUUGAACAGCGCCCGCUGCCGCAUCGACGAGCCGACAAACUUCGGGCACACGCCCAGCACGGACUCCACGCUAUGCCAGGAGCUGAACAGCGCUAUCCAUCGAUCGAUCCAACCAACCGUCUGCUGGAAGUGUCGCGAGUUGCUUGCUGAAAGAGGGCAGGACUGCUGCGCUCGCUCUCUUCCCUCACUGAGUUAG